AUGGCCUCCACUGCUACCACUGUCCCCACCAAGGAGCAGGUUCUCGUUCCCGAGACCCUCCUGAAGAAGCGCAAGAGCCAGGAGCAGGCUCGCGCUGUCGCCCGUGAGGAGGCCGAGAAGAAGAAGGCCGCCAACAAGGAGAAGCGCGCCGUCAUCUUCAAGCGUGCCGAGUCCUACGUCAAGGAGUACCGCGAUGCUGAGCGCGAGAAGAUCCGCCUUGCCCGCGUUGCUCGCAAGGAGGGUAACUUCUACGUUGCUGACGAGCCCAAGCUUGUCUUCGUUAUCCGUAUCAAGGGUAUCAACAAGAUCCCUCCCCAGCCCCGCAAGAUCCUCCAGCUGCUCCGUCUGCUCCAGAUCAACAACGGUACUUUCGUCCGUCUUACCAAGGCUACCCAGGAGAUGUUGACCAUCAUCAACCCCUACAUCGCCUACGGUUACCCCAACCUCAAGUCCGUCCGUGAGCUCGUCUACAAGCGCGGUUACGGAAAGGUCGACAAGCAGCGUGUUCCCCUCACUGACAACCAGAUCAUUGAGGAGAACCUCGGCAAGUACGGCAUUGUCUGCAUGGAGGAUCUGAUCCACGAGAUCUACACCGUCGGCCCCAACUUCAAGCAGGCCAACAACUUCCUGUGGCCCUUCAAGCUCUCCAACCCCACUGGUGGUUUCCACACCCGCAAGUUCAAGCACUUCAUCGAGGGUGGUGACUACGGUAACCGUGAGGAGAACAUCAACGGCCUCAUCCGCCAGAUGAACUAGAUUCAUCAUCAUCGGUGAUGGGCUUGUCCGUACCGGGUUGUUAUGAGCUCCGAAAUUUCCUAGUUAGCGGGUACUGGUCUAAAAUCUGGGUUACAAAAAUUUAAAAGCUUCGUACAACCUG
Molecule: messenger RNA, 877 nt
Organism: Aspergillus eucalypticola CBS 122712
Lineage: Eukaryota; Fungi; Ascomycota; Eurotiomycetes; Eurotiales; Aspergillaceae
Product: 60S ribosomal protein uL30
Exons: 4
Coding region: 1-756 (251 amino acids)
Biological process (GO): maturation of LSU-rRNA from tricistronic rRNA transcript (SSU-rRNA, 5.8S rRNA, LSU-rRNA)
Cellular component (GO): cytosolic large ribosomal subunit
Molecular function (GO): structural constituent of ribosome; RNA binding
Source: RefSeq, a predicted model, not a curated record